This is a messenger RNA of Neltuma alba, 1589 nucleotides long. RefSeq names its product myb-related protein 306-like. The transcript has 3 exons. The record is from RefSeq and is a predicted model, not a curated record. Bases 388 to 1344 code for a protein of 318 amino acids. NCBI's taxonomy places the organism in Eukaryota, Viridiplantae, Streptophyta, Magnoliopsida, Fabales, Fabaceae. Gene Ontology annotation, biological process: response to auxin.
CUGGGGAUUAGACUUUUUAUAGGGGGCAUUAAAAGCAGAUAAUAGAGCUUUUUCCCAGCGCAGUGUCAUUGAAUGCCACGCGGUUUUGAGAGCAACAAGCUGACUUUGGCCUCCUCUCUCGUUGCAGUUAAUGCUCUUCCUGUCGACUUUUGACUCUUCCGCCUUCCCUAUUUACUCCUGUUUAAGUCAGCGUCUUCCCAAACACACCCCUCUCUUCUUCCCCUGUUUUGUCUAUAUAUUCACGCCAACCAUUUCUUUCACUUUGCCUUGGAAGCUUGGCUCCGCAUAAAGCACUGAUCAAGUAGGAUUGGAGGAAAACCAGAUCAAGAGUUGCAGAAAGAGAGAUAGAGGAAUUAGAGAAACAUUAAGGACAACUCAUACGCAGUCAUGGGAAGGCCGCCUUGCUGUGACAAAGAAGGCAUCAAGAAAGGACCUUGGACGCCUGAAGAAGAUAUCUUAUUGGUGUCAUACAUACAGCAACAUGGCCCUGGAAAUUGGAAGGCUGUUCCCACCAAUACAGGGUUGUCGCGGUGCAGCAAAAGUUGCAGACUCAGAUGGACUAAUUACCUCAGGCCAGGAAUCAAGCGCGGCAAUUUCACAGACCAAGAAGAGAAGAUGAUCAUCCAUCUUCAAGCUCUUUUGGGCAAUAGAUGGGCUGCGAUAGCUUCGUACCUUCCGCAGAGAACAGAUAACGACAUAAAAAAUUAUUGGAACACCCACUUGAAGAAGAAGCUGAAGAAAAUGCAGACGGAUGUCGAAGGAGACAGCGUGAGAGAUGGGUUUUCGGCUUCGCAUACAUUGUCUCGAGGCCAGUGGGAGAGAAGGCUCCAAACUGAUAUCCAAAUGGCCAAGAGAGCUCUUCGUGACGCAGUGUCACCUCAUAAUAAGCCUUCUGGCUUAUUUCAGUCCAACAUCUCUAAUACCGUCUCCUUCUCUUCCACAUCUGCGAAACCAACCCAAUCCUUAUGCUAUGCGGCGACUGCUGACAACAUAGCUCGUUUGCUGAAGGAAUGGAAGAAAAAUCCGCCAAAGAAAAAUCCCUCCCGCACUAUCUCAACAGUGACUCAGAACUCCCUCGGAAACUUGGGUGCUUGUAGCAAAGAAGCCCCAAGUGAUGAAUACAACAAGGGAAAUAGCUGUGAAACAUGCGAGACGUUUGAGUCAUUGUUUGGGCUGGAGUCUUUGGAUUCUUCAAAUUCUGAGCUUUCCCAAUCUCUGUCUCCUGACCCUGAACCUACUACUCUUUUCCAAGAUGAAAGCAAGCCGGAGUGUGCCGCAGAAUUGCCAUUUUCUUUUCUUGAGAAAUGGCUUCUAGAUGAAGUUGCUUUUCCAGGAACAAGUUAGGGGUGGCGUGUAAUAACAUUAUAAAACGUCAGUUGUUAUUGCAGAUGCCAAUCAUUUUAGACUGGUUAGUUUCGUGUCGCGUAAUUAGGACUCGGACUUGUUGUUAAACUCGGUUACAGGACUCAAUCAGCUCAUCUGGCUAUUCUUUUGCAUAAAUCAAAAGUGGGACAGAGAUCUCAAUCCUUCAGUCUGCCACAAGUGUAUAUGAUAUCACUACUAACUAUCAUAUCAUUCUCAUGAUCCUA